Messenger RNA from Oxyura jamaicensis (ruddy duck), 2171 nucleotides. It is a transcript of the gene TGOLN2, whose product is annotated as trans-golgi network protein 2. Gene Ontology annotation, cellular component: trans-Golgi network transport vesicle; trans-Golgi network; endosome. The transcript is spliced from 4 exons. The record is from RefSeq and is a predicted model, not a curated record. Lineage: Eukaryota; Metazoa; Chordata; Aves; Anseriformes; Anatidae. The coding region runs from base 70 to 1509 and encodes 479 amino acids.
AUCUCUUCCCGGAAGCGGCGCCGCCUGGCCGGAAGCGGAAGCGGGCAGGGUGCUCGGAGAGGGGCUGCCAUGGCGCUGCGGCUGCUGCUGCUGCUGCUGCUCGGCGCCGGGACCGGGGGUGCGGGGCGGGGCGCGGAGCUCCUCGGGGCCCGCAACACCUCCGCGAUCGCUGAGGGAGCGCUGCCCGGUGCCCCUCAGCGGCUGGAAACCCGGCCCGGCGGGAGCCACGGCCUGCCCGGUGAGAACCGAGCCGGGGGGCACAGCUCGGAGACGUUGGCAGCCCACAGCGGAAAGGUAAAACGGGAUCAGGGCGCGGGUAACGGGGAUCAGAGCAAUUCCCCGAGCGACGGAGGCAACAACGGGGAGCCAGAGAACAGCAGCACCAAGCAGCAGGGCAACGACAGCCACGGUGAUCAAGGCCAGCAGCAGCGGGGCAGCAGCUCUGAUGGGCAACCCCAGAAUGAUGGCAACAGCAACACUCGCAACGAUGAAGAUAAAGAAGGCCAAAAAAAGGAAAAUGGCGGCAGCGACACCGAGACACAGAGGAAAACCCAGACGGGUGGCGGCACCGGGGGGGGAAAAACCGACACUGAGCAGGACACCAACAGGCAGGGAGACAGCAACCAGCAGCAACACAACACCGGGCAGGGAAGUGACAACCAGCAGCGAGACAACAACACGCAGGGAGACGGCGGCCAGCAGCAGGAAAACGGCAAGAAGAACGGCAACCAGCAGCCAGCCAGCAGCAGCCAGGGAAACGGCAGCCAGCAAGACAACAACUUGCAGGAGAACAGCGACGGGCAGCAAAACGGUGAUCAACGGGACAACACGCAGCAAGAGAAGGACCAGCAGCAAGACAGCAAGCAGGAAAACAAGGAGCACGAGCAGCAAGACAAGCAGGAAAACAAGGACCAGCAGCAAGGCGACAACGGGCAGGAAAACAAGGACCAGCAGCAAGGCGACAACGGGCAGGAAAACAGCAAAAAUGAGCAAGACAGCAGCAGGCAGCAAACUGGAAACCACCAGGAAGAGAGCGACAGGGAGAAAAACGACGGCCAGCAGCACACCAACAGGCAGGAAAGCAGCGACACCAGCAAGGGAGGCGCCAGCCAGAGCAGCACCGACAAGCAAAGCAGCAGCUCGGGCGCUCGGGUGGGCUCACAGAGAGAGAAAAACCCAUCGUCGCAGUCGUCCGCACGCCUUCCUGACAAUGAAGGCUCUCCAGACAGCGGGGAGCUGCAAGAGGAAGGGGAUGGGGGUAGGAACGGCAACGGGGGCUCCUCGCUUAGUAACGGGAGAGAGAAGAGCGUCCCUGCUGCUCCCAGGGAGCAGUCGGAGAACAGCCACUUCUUUGCCUAUCUGGUGACCACGGCCAUCGUUGUCGCUGCCCUGUACGUCGCCUACCACAACAAGCGCAAGAUCAUUGCUUUUGCUCUGGAAGGGAAAAGAUCGAAAGGUGGUCGACGGCCCAAGUCUGGCGAUUACCAGAGACUGGACCAGAAGAUCUAGAUUCCUCCUCAGGUGUUGGAUGGAACGAGGAUGCCCGGCGACGGAAUCCUGGGACCCCACCGACUGCCCUGCCGUAGCACUCUGAAUCGUAGCUUCGCUGUCGUCGUCAGACUUCAGAGAACAGGAAGGGGAAAUGCUUCUAGUUCUGCACCUGCACCUUGGUAAUGUUAAACCUCUCACUUCCUCAAACUGCAUUUCUCCUGCCCCAGCUGCCUGAAGGCGAGCUGCUUUUCUGCCUGGGCGCCCAGGCUCUUGUCUGUGGCCCGCGGAAAGGCACCUGGCAGAACUGCUGUGGCCGAAUGAAGUGGAAUUGUUCAUCUACUGUACUGACGUCUGCUGAAAAAAAAAACCCUGCCUGCGAAAUGAGCCAUCUGGUCGUCUCCUCUGAGCCACGGAGCUGCCUUCGGAGCCAGCACAGAGAUCUCCCUCUGUCCUUUGGAUGCUGAGGUUCGGAGCGAGGCUGAUUGCACUAGCUUGGAAAUGAUCCGCCACGGACUCUGAUUUGAUUUUCCUGCUUUCUUCCUCUCCGUGAUGAAGACGGUGCCAGUCUGACGUCGAGGUUCUCCCUGCAAUGCGCACCUUGGGAGGCGCUGGGGCUGUCCCUGGCCCUUUGGCUGUAGCUUCAACUUCCUCCACGCGGGUCGUUCCCUCGCAGCCCCCGC